AAUUAAUAGAUAGAAGUAAAGUGUCAGCUAUUAAUGGAGAGAGGAGGGACUGUCACUUAUUAAUUGGAUUAAUUAGAUUAUUAGGAGGUCCUUAUUUAUUAAUUGGUACUCAGCACAGGUUGGUUGGUAUCAUUAACGGACACGAGAUAUAUCAGAUGACUAAUUAUGAUGUCAUACCAUUCGUUAAGAGCACACUCCAUUUAACACAAUCACAGGAAAGGGAUAAUCGUGUCUACCUAGCUAUGAUCCACAGGGUGUUAGAUACUGCUGGUUUCUAUUACUCUUAUUCUUAUGAUAUCACUCAUACCAAGCAAAGACUCCACCAGCUGUCAACUGAUAAUAAUGGAUUCUAUCAACUGCCUUUAUUCAAUAGAGCUGAUGAAAGGUUUGUCUGGAACAGUCAUUUAUUGAGGGAGUUUGUAGCCCAGCCUGAACUGGACCAGUUUUGUGUCCCCCUCCUUCACGGGUUCAUAUCAAUCAAGAACAUUACAAUCAAUGGGAAACUCUUCACCUUUCAUCUAAUCUCUAGAAGAAGCUGGCACAGAGCAGUCUGUGAUACUACCAAUGGAGUAUGUCACUAUUGGCAGCCUGACACUUAG
This is a messenger RNA of Amphimedon queenslandica, 599 nucleotides long. Its product is annotated as phosphatidylinositide phosphatase SAC1-A-like. Gene Ontology annotation, cellular component: endoplasmic reticulum. Gene Ontology annotation, biological process: phosphatidylinositol dephosphorylation. Gene Ontology annotation, molecular function: phosphatidylinositol-4-phosphate phosphatase activity. The record is from RefSeq and is a predicted model, not a curated record. Lineage: Eukaryota; Metazoa; Porifera; Demospongiae; Haplosclerida; Niphatidae. The transcript has 5 exons. Bases 156 to 599 code for a protein of 147 amino acids.